Messenger RNA from Papaver somniferum (opium poppy), 1485 nucleotides. Its product is annotated as mitochondrial thiamine diphosphate carrier 2-like. Gene Ontology annotation, biological process: thiamine pyrophosphate transmembrane transport. Gene Ontology annotation, cellular component: mitochondrial inner membrane. The record is from RefSeq and is a predicted model, not a curated record. Bases 233 to 1228 code for a protein of 331 amino acids. NCBI's taxonomy places the organism in Eukaryota, Viridiplantae, Streptophyta, Magnoliopsida, Ranunculales, Papaveraceae. Gene Ontology annotation, molecular function: thiamine transmembrane transporter activity. The transcript is spliced from 8 exons.
UCCCAAGUUUCUUUUCUUUCUUUUUUUCUUUCGCUGCUGUCUUUUUAUCACCAGUACUUACUCUAUAAGUGCUAAUUAGCCGACAUCUUUUCUGGUUUUGCCAACCAAUCUCUUCUAUCCAUCUCUUUAUCUAUAACUACAUACAUCUCUUUAAUGGCGGUUCCACUCUUUCUUUCGCAUUUCCAUUCUUCCAGGUAACUGGGGGUAGGUGCUGGGUUGUGUCUUUUAAGCGAUGGAAGAGCCGGGGCCGCUUAAACGGGCUUUAAUUGACGCGGCUGCUGGGGCUAUUUCUGGUGGCAUAUCUCGAACGGUAACAUCCCCGUUGGAUGUUAUCAAGAUUAGAUUUCAGGUUCAAUUGGAGCCAACUUCAUCAUGGGCAGUACUUCGGAAAGAGAUGUAUGGGUCGUCAAAGUAUACUGGGAUGAUGCAGGCGACUAAGGACAUUCUUAGAGAAGAAGGUUUACCGGGUUUUUGGCGUGGUAAUGUCCCAGCGCUACUCAUGGUCAUGCCGUAUACUUCUAUACAAUUUACGGUGUUGCACAAGUUUAAAACCUUUGUUUCAGGCUCAUCUAAGGCAGAGGAUCACAUUCAUUUGAGCCCUUACUUAUCUUACUUAAGCGGAGCAUUAGCGGGAUGUGCAGCAACUGUUGGAUCAUAUCCAUUUGAUCUCUUACGAACCAUUUUAGCGUCACAAGGGGAGCCAAAGGUAUAUACAACCAUGAGAUCUGCCUUCGUUGACAUCGUGAGAAGUCGUGGCUUUCGAGGGUUAUAUGCAGGAUUAGCGCCGACUUUGGUUGAGAUCAUUCCUUAUGCUGGCCUGCAGUUUGGCACCUAUGACACCUUUAAGCGCUGGACCUUGCGGCUGAACAGGCUCAGAUCAUCCAAUCAAGGUUCAAAACUUACAAGUGAAAGUCUCUCUAGCUUCCAGCUUUUUGUCUGUGGGUUAGCUUCUGGUACAUGUGCCAAAGCCGUCUGCCACCCCCUUGAUGUGGUCAAGAAGAGGUUCCAGAUUAUAGGACUUCCCAGGGACCCAAAGUAUGGAGCUCGGGUUGAGCACCAUGCUUAUAAUGGCAUGUUUGAUGCCCUAAGGCGCAUCUUGGUAACUGAGGGGUGGUCUGGUCUUUACAAGGGUAUUGUCCCUUCUGUUAUCAAAGCUGCUCCAGCGGGUGCUGUCACAUUUGUAGCUUAUGAAUACACAUCAGAAUGGUUAGAAUCCCACUUGACUUGAUACAGAGUUUGAUUCAUUUUAUAGUACCGUAUUUUUUUUUCUCUAUUCUAUUUCAUGUAGUUACAAAGAAAAGAAAAGAAAAGAAAAAGGAAAGGUUCAUAAUUCAUACUUUCUGAUUUAGAUAGUCUGUAGUAAUCCCCCCUUUACAUAAUUUUUUUUAAAUACCCUAAAAGGUGAAUAGAUGAGGGGAACCAUUACAUGAUUGUACUCGGUAUUUUUCAUGAACGGAAAUAUUAUACAAGUCUUCUUCAUCUUAA